Molecule: messenger RNA, 1634 nt
Organism: Bombyx mandarina (wild silkworm)
Lineage: Eukaryota; Metazoa; Arthropoda; Insecta; Lepidoptera; Bombycidae
Product: myrosinase 1
Biological process (GO): carbohydrate metabolic process
Molecular function (GO): beta-glucosidase activity
Source: RefSeq, a predicted model, not a curated record
GGACAAUGACUGGAUCGGAUGGGUUGUGAAUCCUCGACUGGUAUUAAUUAAAAAUCAUCAUCUCUUCUCAGAUAUAGAUUUUUCUGUCCAUUAUGACCUAGUCCGAAGUUCUUCACAAGCAACUUAUUACAGUAUACGCUACGAUUCUCUAACCAACAUCAUAUGAUGCAGCUUGCUGACGAAAGCGGCUUGGGGCGAGAUGAAAUUUCCACCUGACUUCAGAUUCGGGGCUGCAACCGCUGCUUAUCAGAUCGAAGGCUCCUGGAACGUGAGUGAUAAAGCCGAGAGCGUAUGGGAUAGGUUUACACAUGAACAUAAAUAUUAUGUGGACUCUGGAAGCAAUGGCGAUAUCGCCUGCGACUCCUACAACAGGUGGAAGGAUGAUGUACGAAUUGCAAAGGAGUUGAACUUACACUUCUAUAGAUUUUCGAUCUCGUGGCCUCGUCUAUUACCGACUGCUUUUUCAAACAAAAUCAGCGACGACGGGAGGAAUUAUUACAAUCAGUUGAUCGAUGCUCUCCUGGAAGAGGGUAUAGAGCCAUCGGUGACUCUGUUUCAAUUGGAUUUGCCUCAAAAAUUACAGGAUCUGGGCGGCUGGGCAAACCCUUUAAUAAUCGAUUGGUUCGCCAACUACGCAAGGGUGGUAUUUUCUCUUUAUGGAGACCGAGUGAAGACCUGGAUAACUAUUAAUGAGCCCCUACUAAUUUGUGAGGUGUCGUACAGCGAUAGUAAAAUGGCCCCUGGAAUCAAAUCCGUUGACUUAGGAAAAUAUUUGUGUGCCAAGAAUGUUUUGUUAGCUCAUGCCACAGCUUGGAGGAUUUAUGAUGAGGAGUUCAGACCGAAGUAUCGUGGUAAGGUUUCCUUGACGAACGUUUUGAUAUGGUAUGAACCAACUACGGACAACGAUCGUGACCUUGCUGACUUGGCGAACCAGUUGUGUAAUGGAAUAUAUACGUAUCCGAUUUUCUCGAAAACCGGUAACUGGCCACAGUCUGUUAUAAAAAUAGUGGACGAAAGAAGCAAAAUGUUGGGAUACCCUUACUCUCUUCUCCCUGAGUUUACUAAAGAAGAAAUCGAAUUUAUAAAAGGUACUUACGACUUCUUCGGAAUGAAUUACUACAUUUCAAAGUCAAUAAGGAAGCCUCUGGUUAACGAACAUAUACCGUUGUGGCCUGUGGGAGUACCGAUAUUGGGAGCCAUUUUGGAGAGUCCACCCACUUGGACGAAUGGAGCUACGAAGUGGUUUUCAGCCCAUCCACCAGGCCUUCGUAAAGUCCUGAACUGGAUCAGACAUAAUUACGGUGAUCAGGAAAUAUAUAUCAUGGAAAACGGAUACGCGACCACCGAUACUGGGCUGGAAGAUUUUGACAGGAUCAGUUACUUGAAGGAUCAUUUGGAGCAGGUUCUGUUAGCCAUGAAGGAUGGAGUCAACGUUACUUGUUACACAGUUUGGUCCUUAAUGGACAAUUUUGAGUGGUCAGACGGCUAUACGAUAAAGUUUGGCCUGUAUGAAGUGGACUUUUCGAGUCCAGAGCGAACGCGCACUCCGAGGAAAUCAGCGGAAUACUACAAGAAUGUUAUCGAGACCCAUUUAUUAUUCCCUGUCUGAUUUCUACGUUAAAGAUGAAUUAUAA